Messenger RNA from Epithele typhae, 1005 nucleotides. RefSeq names its product ornithine decarboxylase antizyme-domain-containing protein. Gene Ontology annotation, molecular function: ornithine decarboxylase inhibitor activity. Gene Ontology annotation, cellular component: cytoplasm; nucleus. The coding region runs from base 1 to 1005 and encodes 334 amino acids. Lineage: Eukaryota; Fungi; Basidiomycota; Agaricomycetes; Polyporales; Epitheliaceae. The record is from RefSeq and is a predicted model, not a curated record. The transcript is spliced from 4 exons. Gene Ontology annotation, biological process: positive regulation of protein catabolic process.
AUGUCGAAUCUGAAUUUCAGCCCCAUUUCGAAUCAGUCAUCUAGUAUUUGCCCCACCAACGGUCGUCACACCGUUGGGGAUGGGGCUUUCACAACCGACACGACUCCUAGCGUGAUUGCAGUCUGCCGCAUGGAAGGCACCAACUCCAUGUACUACUAUUCUACUACGUUCUCUGGCGGGCCCGGGGUGAGUGCUUUCAUACCAUAUGGCGGUUUUGACAUCCCCAACGCAAAAUGCCCUCCUGACCGAGGGUCGUCAGACUGGGUGACAGACAGUCUGGCGCCAUGCGCUCUCCCCCACCUCUCCUCCUCGCCCGCUCCCUCCAUCUCUUCCUCCAUCGAUUCCGCUGCCUCCACGCUAUCGUCUUUCGGCUCCGAAGGUCCCAAUACUCGCAUCUGCAACAACAACUUCGUUGUCCCCCCGUACGGACUACCGCCGACCCCGCCUCCGGACGAGACGUCGGCCCUCGGGCAUUCGCCAGAGUUCUCCUACGCCGCGCUUCCGACCGUCAGCGCUCCGAGGGCCAUUCCGGUUCCUCACUUUCCUCCCAGCGACCUCGCUACCCCGCCGCUCACGCCAGACGAUGGCUCUGUCGGCGCGGGAGGGAGCCUCGCCGCGCUUGGGGCUAAGCAUUCGGCGUUCAUCGGCCAAGUGUUCCCGAGGAACGCGCUGUCAGCCGCGCCGUACGCCAAGAGCGUCUCGAUCUCGACGCCUGGUACUGGCGACCAGUUCGACGGCGUGGUGCUUUCACUCCCUGAUCACCCCAAAACGUUCUACGUGGACGGAAAGUGUGCCGCUACCGUGAACCUGCGCGAAAGCAUCGUCGCCUUGUUGGACUUGGCUGACGAGCAACUCGAAUGCAAUGCUCUGGUCAUCGCACUUGAGCGUUCUUCGCCCAUCCUUGGCGACCUCCUGCACUCUUUGAUGUACGUUGGAGGUGCCGUGGUCACCAAGCCACCUUUCCCUGUCGAUUCCUCGUAUGUGCUCGUGGGCAUGGAGAUCUAG